This is a messenger RNA of Danio aesculapii, 2091 nucleotides long. It is a transcript of the gene spout1, whose product is annotated as SPOUT domain containing methyltransferase 1. The transcript has 12 exons. Gene Ontology annotation, molecular function: miRNA binding. Gene Ontology annotation, biological process: miRNA processing; maintenance of centrosome location. Gene Ontology annotation, cellular component: kinetochore; spindle pole centrosome; mitotic spindle. Lineage: Eukaryota; Metazoa; Chordata; Actinopteri; Cypriniformes; Danionidae. Bases 15 to 1160 code for a protein of 381 amino acids. The record is from RefSeq and is a predicted model, not a curated record.
ACACGCAAAACAGCAUGGCUGAUGAACCUUCAGAGAAGAAAAAUAAACCAAACACACUCUCAAAUAAAGAGGGCGAAGAGAGAAAAAACUGGAAGAAAUGGAAAGAACAAAAGAAAGAAGAGAAGCGGCGACGAAAAGAGAGCAAACUCAUCCAGCAGCUGGAGAAACAGAAGCUGAAGAAAGAGGAGGAAAAUCAACAGCAGGUUAAACAGGAAGAGAAGGAAAGUAAAGGUCGUCUGUAUACAGUGAGCGUGGCUCUGCCUGGAUCAGUGAUGGAUAACGCUCAGUCACCAGAGCUGCGGACAUAUCUGGCUGGUCAGAUUGCCCGAGCCUGUGCUGUUUUCUGUGUGGAUGAGGUGGUCAUAUUUGACGAGCUGGGAGAAGACGCAAAGAGCGUUGAAGGAGAGUUUAAAGGCGUGGGUAAGAAAGGCCAGUCCUGUGUCCAGCUGGCACGCAUCCUGCAGUACCUCGAGUGUCCACAAUAUCUGCGGAAAUUCUUCUUCCCGAAGCAUCAGGAUCUGCAGUUUGCUGGUCUUUUAAAUCCUCUGGACAGCCCUCAUCACAUGCGCAUUGAUGAAGAGGCGGAGUUUCGAGAGGGCGUGGUUCUUGAUCGGCCAGUCAAAGCAGGGAAAGGCUCAUUCGUCAACUGCGGCAUGAGGAAGGAAGUUCAGAUCGAUAAACAGCUGAAAACGGGACUAAGAGUGACAGUACAGCUCAACGAGACCCAAAACAAAGAUGGAAGAGUGUAUAAGGGUGUGGUUGUUGCUCCUCAUGUCCCCAGGACUGAAGCUGGGCUCUACUGGGGAUACAGUGUUCGUCUGGCCUCCUGUCUCAGCGCAGUGUUUUCUGAGUGUCCAUAUAAAGAGGGUUAUGAUCUGACCAUCGGGACCUCAGAGAAAGGACAGAACACAGAUCAUGUGACUCUCCCAGCCUUCAGGCACAUGCUGGUGGUGUUUGGAGGUCUGCAGGGUUUAGAGGCCAGCGUUGAUGCGGAUGAGAAUCUGACCGUCAGUGACCCCAGCGUGCUGUUUGACCUUUACCUCAACACAUGUCCAGCACAGGGCAGCCGCACCAUCCGCACAGAGGAGGCGCUAUUGAUCAGUUUAUCAGGACUCCGACAGAAAAUCGCAUCUUCAUUUCCAGACCCAUCCACAGUAUGACCAACAAGAAGUGCAUCUUAAUGGACCACAGGAAGUGCAUCAACAGGUUGAGCAAUCCAGACUAAAUGUGCACUCAGAUGUGUAAAACUGUUUCUUUAUCAAUGAACAUUUUGUGAAUCAUUUCAUAUCGGCCCUUUAUCGAAAUAUUAAUGUAUGAAAGUUGUGUUUACAAACUUAAAAAUCACAAAACUGGAGCCUCUGUGUUGAAAUGUAUACGUUUAUUUUCAUAAGACAGGCAUGUAAGAAACAUUCAUAAUGAGAGACGAGCAAAACAAUCGGCUCAUAUCAUCAUAUCACUGCAGUCAUGAGUAAUCAUCAUCAUAACAAUACACACCCCUUUUAUUCAGAAUCAAAACGCAACACAUCGUUCUGCUCAAAGGCAAGUCUGUUUCAACAUUAUGGGGGAUUAUCAUGUCAUGUUUGGCUCAAUAAUGAAAGAAAUUAAUGUUCAGGAUAUUUAUAAUGAGGGUUUUUACAUGCUUGAGUUGACACUUGAGUUACAGCAUCUAUUCACUAAGAGAUGGCUCACCCCCCAAUAACAUGAACAUUUGCUGUUAAUUUACUCAUCCUCAGGCCAUCCGAGAGGACUUUUAUCAUCGGCAGAGCAUUAACAAAAAUGUUUAGCUAAAACUGGUCAUUUAUAAAAUGCAUGUUAACUGGUACCGGCACUUUAAGAGUCAAAAAGGCAACUUAAACUGUAUCCACAAAUGAUAUAAAGAGCACAACACGGCGAACACCUCAAUUGUUUCUCUAUUCAUUUUUAAAUAUAACUAAUUAACCUGCAUUGUUAAUCCAACUUAUUAAAAGAACUUUGCUUAAAGGGGAUAGUUAGUGCUCCAAAAACCUUUAUUAAUAAAAAGGCGACAAAAAAUUCUGUUAUUUCUUCUGAUAAACACAACAAGAUAUUUUGAAGAGUGUUGGAAACCUCUAC